Oncorhynchus gorbuscha (pink salmon) is the source of this 2689-nucleotide messenger RNA. Its product is annotated as spore wall protein 2-like. The transcript has 5 exons. Lineage: Eukaryota; Metazoa; Chordata; Actinopteri; Salmoniformes; Salmonidae. Bases 286 to 2445 code for a protein of 719 amino acids. The record is from RefSeq and is a predicted model, not a curated record.
UGAAACAUGGGAUCAACACAUGACAUGUUGCAUUUAUAUUUUUGUUCAGUAUAAAUUAGGGGCCUGCCCUAUACAGACGAUGCUUAAUUUGAUAGAGCCAGACACAGGCAGGGUGGAAGUGGUAGCCUACAUCUCUGAGGGAGGGAGGGCUGGGUCUUGUGUUAGACAUCAGAAAGUAAAACCACAGCACGGCUUAUGUGCUAAAUCUACGACACAUCCCUCCCAUCUUUCCCUGAAGGAGGGUUUGACUUUGAGCCUCUUGAUUUUGACGAAGCCAAGACGGAAAUGUCCUCUGGAAGAUUACCAGUGCUGAGAGAGGAAGAUGUGGAUGAAGGACAGGAAGAGGAAGAGCCUGGUGGAGAAACUGGACCUGUACCUGACCCUAUCUCAGUGAAGACAUAUGAUGUGAGUUUGACUGAAGAGGAUACAGAACAUAUUGAUGAGGAGGAGGAAGAGGAGGAGGAAGAAGAGGGCAAGGAGGAGGUAGAGGAGGGCAAGGAAGAGGAGGAGGAAGAUGAAGAGGAGAUCACCUCAGGAGAAGAAGAGGACACAGGAAUAGAGAACAUUGGCUCGCCAGGGGGUUGGUCUGUGGUUGUUCACUACGACGAAGAGAAUAUAGAAAAUAUCGUAACUACAGGACAACCUUUUGCCCAAGAGGAUAGGGAAAACCCUAACAUCAGAAACAUAGAGCAAGGUACUUACGAGAACAGUGAUGUAAGUUGUUUUGAGGGUGUUACUGAAGAUGACACCAUGGAGAUCACAGCAGAUAUAAGUGAAGGGAUUGAAGAAGAGGAGAGACUGGCAGCUGAAGAAAACCAAGAUAAAUCAUCUGAUUCAGACCUGGAGGUCCUGACAAGCUCUAUCACUGAAAACCAGAUAGAAGAGGGGAAGAAAGGAGUGAACUUACUCUCCCCACAUUUUCCCCAGGAGAAUGAAGAGGAAGAAGAGCAAGAUGAACCUGGAGCUCCAGAGAUUGUUUCCUAUUGUCCUGAUCCCGCAGCAACACAGAAUCUGCAAUCUAUUAUGGUCAAUGCCUUUGUGGAACACCCGCUUGAGGCGAAAAUUAAGGACUUCCUAGGGGAUGACCACCAAGAGGCGGGUGAAAGCUUUGCAGAUUACCCCUCUGACUUCUUUCCAAGUGAAUACGACAAUGAUGGAGGGAAAGGGAGAGAGCGAAACAAAAAUGGGAGCACACUGUCUAGUCCCGCUGAGGGUCAUUUAAAGAUAGACGAGAAUGUCGACCCAGAGAGAGAGAUAACCAAGCAGAAGGAUAGCCAUGUACAGGGAGAGGAAGAGGAAAAGGUUGAUGUGAGACCUGCUAUCUCUCUGAGCGUAGAAGGCAAACAAGAUUUUGCAGAUUGUGCAAUGUGUAAUAUCAAUAUUGACAUUAGCACGAGCAAGAUUAUUGAAGACAAUCUUGAAGCUGAUAGCUCCAGUGAUAGCUCCACUGAUAGCUCUAGUGAUAGUUCCAGUGAGGAUGAGAAGGAUAAUGAAGAACACCCAGCCCUGCCAAGAUACCAGGCUCUUCCUCAGAGAGACUGCAGAUCUGAUGUUUUACAUCUACCUGACUGGGAGGGUGGAGAGGAGAACAUCUCCAAGCAGAGUGUUGCAGACCUGCAUCUUUCAGACACUAUCUCUGAUGUCCCCACUUUUACCCUUCACAGUGAGGCUGGACUCAGUACAGCAGACGUAACCAGGUGUAACAGGGGGAAGAGAAGUACAGGCAACAUGUCAUCAUCUGACUCUGAGGAUAAUUUUCCGGGAGAAUUUUGUACGUUGGAGACUGAACUAAGAAAGGACAAAGGGGAGACUUGGAUUUGGGGUAAAGAGGAGUAUCUUCGAGAAAUCCCGCCGGAGCUAGAAGGAAAGUUGGAGAACCACCUUCACACCAAUAUAAACUGGGACACGGGGGAUAAUAACGUGGACAGGAGUGGUUUCAUUCUAGAUUACAAGUACGAGGGGAGCGGAAUCACAGUCGGAGAGGAACAAUUUGCAGAUGAUGAAGAAGACGAGGAGAGGAGUUGGAAACAAGAGAGAGUGAGAAUCGAGGCAUUCUACAAGUUUUAUAAUGACGAAGAGGAGAAGGAGGCCAUGGAAACAGAAGGUGCUUUUUCAAGGAGGAAGCCUAAAGUUCAGUUCUGCAUGGAUCCCCUGCCUCAAGUCAUUGAAUAUACAGACAGCAGCAGUGACACGGAUUUGGUCGACAGCGCAUCUGACAGAGAUGAGGACCUGGAUUCUACAGCAAGGCUUGAAGAGCAGCGUGAGCCUGAGACUCAGGAGAGCCAGAAGCCACAAGAAGAACUACAAGAUCUCAGCAAAAUACCUCGGACACACAGCAAGAGAGACUGGUGUCUGAGGGUGCUGAAGUUCCUGCUGAAGAUGGCCCUUUUGACAUUGAUUGGACUUUUGACAUUCUGGUGGACAACAGACCUAAAGGACUGGUGAUCUGGACCAAAUACAGUUUUUGCAAACGACUGUACUGUAUUGUCAAUAUGCCUAUGCCUGAAAAUAAUGAGAUAAUAAAGUAGCAGCAGCUAAGUAGAAAAUGCUUACUUGUCAGGAAAAUACUCUCUCCUUAUACUGUAGUUUCUGUCACUUUUAUUUUCAUACUGUCUUCAUCUGUAACAUGUCUUCAUCUGUUUUGAUGGAUAAUAAAAAGGGGUCUAUUUAUAUUCCCAUUUAACUUUAA